AUGGACAGCAUUGUCAUGGAAGCUCCCCAUGCAGUCCUGGGGGCGGAGCUGGAACCGGACAACAUGGGACAGCUGUACACCCAGGAUGAAAGCAGGAUACACACACAUCCAGGCCAUCAACUCAGGCUCCUCCAGCAGCAACAGGUGCCCAGUGACUUGGAGGGUGCUAAGCCAUAGUUACAGCAACUCCAGCAUCUUCAGGAAGGGCUCCUCUUACUGUCGUUAUUUUUUUCUUAGCAUCUGCUUCUUAUAGGCCCAUUAUGUGUCUAUCAGCUCCAUGGGGCUAGUGAGGCUGAAGAGGAGGUCUUUGUCCUCCUGGCACAGAAAACACUUUGGGACCUGUGCAAGGGUUUCUGUCCCCAGAGCCAUCCCCCUUCAUUGGGAUCCUGACCCUUCCCUUUCACUUGGCAUUUCCUCUUCUCAUUACCUUUUCCCUACCCUUGGCAGGGACUCCAGCAAGUUCCUGUGUCUUCCUAUUCUGAUCUCUAGCCUAGCUUGGCCCCUGGAUGCUGACCACCCAUGCUCAUUCC
Molecule: messenger RNA, 530 nt
Organism: Alexandromys fortis (reed vole)
Lineage: Eukaryota; Metazoa; Chordata; Mammalia; Rodentia; Cricetidae
Gene: Fam180b
Product: family with sequence similarity 180 member B
Source: RefSeq, a predicted model, not a curated record